Messenger RNA from Benincasa hispida (wax gourd), 1742 nucleotides. NCBI's taxonomy places the organism in Eukaryota, Viridiplantae, Streptophyta, Magnoliopsida, Cucurbitales, Cucurbitaceae. The record is from RefSeq and is a predicted model, not a curated record.
UUCCACUAUGUAUAUAUAUAUAUACAUCCACCUUAAUAGCUAUCCUCUACCAAGUUUGAGUUUCAGAGCUCCAAUGGCUUCCAUCAGCUUUUUAGAAAUUCCUCUCGUUUUCAUACCCUUUCUUUUGGUAUUUUUUCUUCUCUCUCUCAAGUGGAACUCUAAUGGGCUUCCUUGGAAUUGGCCUUUCUUCGGAAUGACUCUCAAUAUUUUCUUCCAUUUCCACCGAAUUCAUGAUCAUCUCACUCAAAUCUUAUACCAAUCUUCUUCCACUUUCCUUUUCAAAGGUGUUUGGUUUGCUGAUCUUGAUUUCUUCUUCACAGCCAACCCUUCUAAUAUUCACCAUAUUUUGAGCACUAAGUUCGAGCGAUACCCCAAAGGCCCUGAUUUCAAGUAUAUUUUUGACAUUUUGGGAGAUGGGAUUUUCAACUCUGAUUCAGAUGUUUGGAAAAAUCAACGCAAAACCGCUCAUUCCUUGGUUCGUGAUGAGAAUUUUCUUCAGUUCUUGGAGAAAAUUACAUUGAAGAAAGUGAAGGAAGGGCUUGUUCCGAUUCUUGAAAGUGUUUGUGAGAAUGGGUCGGUGUUGGAUCUGCAAGAUUUGUUUCAGAGAUUCUCCUUUGAUUCAACUUGUAUGUUGGUCACUGGCUUCGACCUCCAUAGUUUAUCUCUUGAACUCCCUCAAGUUCCUUUUUCCAAGGCCAUGGAUGAUGCAGAGGAAGUGAUUUUUCUCCGACAUUUUUUCCCUAAACCAAUAUGGGAAUUUCAGAAGACAGUCCAUAUUGGUCAACCCAAAAGGCUGAAACAAGCUUGGAAAAUCAUAGAUGAAACCAUCGCUAAAUUGAUAGCCUCCAAAAGGGAAAGCUUGGGAAAUCAGGUGAAAGAAGAGGGAGAUCAUGAGCAAGGAGGAGUUGAUUUGAUUACAUCCUAUAUUACAAAUACAAACAAAGAUGAUAAGUUUUUGAGAGACACAGUCCUAAAUUUCAUGAUUGCAGGUAGAGACACUCUAAGUUCAGCUCUCUCUUGGUUUUUCUUUUGUCUUUCGAACAAUCCCAUUGUUGAAGAAAAGAUAAGAGACGAGCUCAAGACAACGAUUCCAUUAAAUGAAUCUCGUGAUGAAUGGCGGAUAUUUUCCAUUGAAGAGUUGAAGAGACUAGUUUACUUUCAUGGGGCUUUGUGUGAAGCACUUAGACUGUAUCCUCCAGUUCCAUAUCAACAUAAGGUUGCUGUGCAGCAUGAUACUCUCCCAAGUGGCCAUCACAUAAAUCCCAAAACAAAGAUUGUGUUUUCUUUAUAUGCAUUGGGAAGGAUGAGUGAUGUGUGGGGGAAAGAUUGCAUGGAAUUCAAGCCAGAGAGAUGGAUUACAGAGAAGGGAAGUAUCAAACAUGAACCAUCUUACAAAUUCUUGGCCUUCAAUGCUGGGCCAAGAACUUGUUUGGGGAAAGAAGUGGCUUUUAUUGAGAUAAAACUAGUUGCAGCUACUAUUAUUCAUAACUACAACAUUAUUCGACAGAUGGGGUAUAAGGUUGUUCCAAAUCCUUCCAUUAUUCUUCAUAUGAAACAUGGAUUCAAGGUUAGAAUUACAAAGAGAUGGUGUUGAAACUAUUUGAAAUGGCGUGCUAAAGAAGCAAGUUUCUCCAUUUCUUCAACUCUCAGGUCAACCACAUCCUAGUAUUGUGUAUUAAAAAUUUAUUUUUUAAAAACCCAUCCUUCUAAGAAAUAAGAAGUUAGUAUAUUAUCUAGAAAAA